ACAGUAAUCACGUUACAACCCGGAAGUGUUGCCUUUCUCUGAUUAACGUUUGAAUAGACAAGAAUGACCAAUUUAUCUUGUGAAGAGACGGUUAAACGCGAUGCUGCUGACAGCGUACAGCCGCCUGUAGUCGUGUUUGUGUGUUAAUACUCGGCUUUGGGGGCAGAGGCGGUCGAGUGCGAGCAGCAACGCCCUGAUGUCAGCCGCCCCGUCGGAGAAAAAGAUCCCCGCUCUGUUUACAAAUCGGCUGAGAGAAAUCGUUUCCCCGCAGUGUGUCGGUAGCUAAUCUGUUUUUCAGUCGGAAGAAAACAUGGCUGAGCUGCAUGUUGUGGAGCCGAGCGGCACUGGCACCAUCGAGCAGACGGAGCACCGUGAUGUCCGCGGCGGUUCUGUGCGCCUGGCGUCGCCCACUCUCGUGGUACCGCCGCGGAGCAGCCAGCUUAGUCCCGGCGGGGUGUCGAGCAGCAGCAGCGGUGGAGGUGGCGGCGGCCGCUCCGUGUUCGGGUUCCCGGUGAAGAGCAACCCGAGCUCCCCGUCCGAGCCGGUGGACAAACCGGGCUCCCGCUGGGUUCGCCUGAACGUCGGAGGAACCUACUUCAUCACGACCAAACAGACGCUGUGCAGAGACCCAAAAUCGUUCCUGUUCCGACUGUGUCAAGAAGAUCCGGACCUGGACUCCGACAAGGACGAGACAGGAGCGUACCUGAUCGACAGGGACCCCACAUACUUCGGCCCCAUCCUGAAUUACCUUCGACACGGAAAACUGAUCAUGGAUAAAAAUCUGGCUGAGGAAGGUGUUCUCGAAGAAGCCGAGUUCUACAACAUCGCAUCUCUGGUGAGGCUGGUUAAAGAGAGGAUACGGGACAACGAGAACCGAACGUCUCAGGGCCCUGUGAAGCAUGUGUAUCGAGUACUACAGUGCCAAGAGGAGGAACUCACACAGAUGGUCUCAACCAUGUCGGACGGCUGGAAGUUUGAGCAGCUUAUAAGUAUCGGCUCCUCAUAUAACUACGGCAACGAGGACCAGGCAGAGUUUCUAUGUGUCGUUUCCCGGGAACUCAACAACUCCACCAACGGCAUCGUCAUCGAGCCCACCGAGAAGGCCAAGAUCCUUCAAGAGCGAGGCUCGCGGAUGUGAAGAGACCCAGAUCCUGAUCUAAAUAACACUUCAUCAACAAAAACAAAACAACCACAACUGAACUUUUCCCCCAGUUUGCAUUAAGAUCCAUAAGUUUACCUCCUUCUAUCUUUUUACCAUCAUCAUCAUCAUCGACCUCCCUCCCUCCCUCCUCCCUCCCUCCUCUGGUGUGCCUUUCCACAGCGGGGAGUUCCCUGACUCUGUCCCCCCAGCGCUGCAACACGACCCUGACUUGUGUUCUCAUUUCCUCUCCUCCAUCGCCGGCUAUCGAACAUUUCAGGUGGAGUUUAAAAGAGUUACAAGUGAGCGGUUUUCCUCAAUGCAGCUUUUUUAUUUUUUGAUGGUCAGUGUCACAGCGGUGCAGGCUACGGUGCUGAUUGUAGCCCCCUUGUUAUCGUCAGUGGACGGACGCCCAGCUCGGAGCUACUAUGAAUCAUCAUCUUCAUCGUCAUUGCCGUUAACAGACAGGAUACUUCCUCUCUCUCUUACACAUCCGGCUCUGUCGACUUAGCAGAAACCUCCUCAGGACUCUCAAAGGACAUAAAGGAAUGAACACAACUCCACAGACUGAGCCUCUCACUCUCUCUCUUUACCUGAAUCCGUUAACAGAGCGCCCGUCGUCUCCCUCUCUCUGCGCCCCUCCCCGGACUCCUCAGCCGAUGUCUGAGGAAGGAAAGGUCGUGGCACGACAAACCGAGCCGGGACAGUAACAGAGGUACGAGGAGGACACGGAGCGGUUGCAGGCAGCAUGACGCAGAGUCCGAUCGCUCUGUUUGAGCCAGCCUGAUGCAGCGUCAUCUCCGCUCUCUUCGGUCUUUAAAACAGUGUUAACAAGUGACAGAUAUUCAUCUUAAAGACGCCCUGCCUCUGAUUGGGCACGGGGGGGAGGAGGGAGGAGGCGGCGCUGCUGGAAAAUCCAAACGUCUCACUCCUGUCGUUUCCUGUUUUCAGGCUCGAUUUGAUCUGUCCUUGCAGGGAGAAAAAUCGGGAUAUUUCCGCGCAAAAGAAAACAAAUGACUCAAAAAAAGACUAAACCACACCUGUGUACAACUUGUCAAGGCAUGUGAGGAAUCUAUAUAAAUCUAUAUAGGCUACAUGAUGAAAUUAUAUGAAAAAUUGAAUGCAAAUGGUGUAAUUAUUGAUUUCUGUAUCAUAGUUGUCAUAUAUUUACGUAUUCUGGUGGGUGAGUCUAUUUAAACGGUGGAGAAAAUAUCAGUUUUCAUAAGCAGUUUUUCCUGAAGGUUCAACACCUGGUGACAAAGGUGUGAGUAUGUGUAUGCAGUGCCUCUCUGCUUUCUGUCCAUGACUGAAAUAUCACGAGCUUUUCAGCUGCACGUUUUCUGUAGUGUUCCUCCAAAAUAACUCCAGAUAUCGUUGAUAAGUUUUCUCUUAAAUAUCCUACUUUGAUAUCCUGCAUAUCUUAAAAUUGUAAUUAGGGAUUACGGAAAACUACUGUCAUCGCCAUUUGUCUGGACAAGCGUGGCGUGUUGGGGGGGGGGGAAAGUCGAUGGCCAGUUUGUAUGCUGCCUCAAAAAAAAAACCCUGAAGCACCCUUCUUCUCUCUCUCUGGCAUUGUGCUACUACUCAUGCCAAUAUUCAUUCACUUCGCAGCUGCCUC
Molecule: messenger RNA, 2756 nt
Organism: Thunnus maccoyii (southern bluefin tuna)
Lineage: Eukaryota; Metazoa; Chordata; Actinopteri; Scombriformes; Scombridae
Gene: kctd2
Product: potassium channel tetramerization domain containing 2
Exons: 6
Coding region: 311-1138 (275 amino acids)
Biological process (GO): protein homooligomerization; proteasome-mediated ubiquitin-dependent protein catabolic process
Cellular component (GO): cytoplasm; Cul3-RING ubiquitin ligase complex
Molecular function (GO): cullin family protein binding
Source: RefSeq, a predicted model, not a curated record